AUGUGCCUUCGGAAGGUUCCGGAUGCUUUGGCCGUAAUAGAAGAAUGGGAUCGCCAGACCGCAGCAAUGAAAGGAAAGUCAUUGAAGUGGGACUCAUCCAAAGCGUCGAUAGAGCUUUACGAGCAACUUGAAGGUUUCGGGAGCACGAGCAUUGGUUGGAAAUCACUAAAGCUAGUCGUUCGUGCACAUGCUGUUUCCAUGUUAACGGCAGCUGUCGCAGAUGGCCUUUUUGAGCCCCCCUUUGUACGAUUGUUGGCUGACCUUUGCCUCAGUCUGGAGUGUAGGGCUGAAGCAGGGCGACUUGUCUCAAGUCUGAAGCUCCCCUUGACCGCACCAUGCGGUUCAGCGAGUACGCUAUUGGAGUGUAGUGAAGUGCAGCCUCUAGGGGCUAUCCUGAGAAGUCUACAGGGUCAAGGAACGAUCGGCCCAUCUUGGUGUUGCCUUUCAACUCUUAUCAAGGACAAGAAACUCCCGCCGAGCUGGCUCACGUCUCGGGCGUUUCAGUCAGUAUGGAUGCGAGGAAUCGAGAUUAUACUACACAGAAGAACCCCCGUGGUCUCAGUCGUCGAUUUCAUGUGUACGGCAAUUAACCAGCUACUGCUAGAAGACGGAAAAGCGAUGAAAACAGGCGAAGCUCCAGAGGAUGAGACUCUGACGAAUGUGCUGGCUGCAGUAGCAGCAGCGACAUGGACCCUAGGUGCUGAGAUGAAUGGCAAAGAGUCGUGGAAGGUUCACUCAGUUCGACGCCUAUUGUUCAUACUCGAGUCUUGCGCAUAUCAGCAGGAGAGCCGUCGUGGCACCUCUCGAAACAGAGGUCUUCUCAUUGUCGUUUUAGCUCGGUUCCUAGCUGCCGGUAUGAUCGACAAAAAUGUCGUCAGUUCGACGACGAAAAACCAUGCGAUUUAUGACUGUCUGAAACUCCUGAUAAGAAACGGAUUCCCCACACAAACACAAUACCGACAGACACUUUUGCUAGCUUGCUCUGUCGCACAAUAUCGGGGGCAAGCGUGUCGCUUGCCAUGCCACGAUAUCUUAUCUGAGAUUCGUAUGUUAUUCAACGAACUGGGGCUUCCAGAUUGGUUUCAGAACGGUUUAGUGUCUGACGGGGCCUUUGUUCUGGCGCAGAGAACGAGAGAUCUCCGAGAUGUUGCUUUCGCGGAAAGGCUUCCUGCUCCUGGCAAGGGAACCCUAGAAACGAGCACGAUAUUUUCGGGCUGGUGUUGGGAGGAAGGAAUUGGUGAAUGGGUUCUGCCCAGCCCUGGUCAAAAACAACGAAGCGAGCUGAGACAGCAGAACCACAUUCAAAACGGAACGAGAUACCAAGCAAGCGGAGAUCAACAACCAGAUAGUCGAGCCCGGACUAGGAGCCUAAGAGGGGCUAGGGUCGUCUACAGUAACAAUCUUAGAUACAGGAACGACGAGGAUAGCUCCGCGGGAAGUGAAAGGGGGGCGGAGAAUCAUAAUGGCACGGACGACACUGACAGGGAGGAUGAAAACGAUACGAGCGAAACCAGCAUGACAGAUUUAAUUGUCAGGGAUGGCCAAGACAGCGAAGACGAACUUGGUGAAUAUUUCCCUCCGACCCCCACAUCGAAGCGAGAUCUCAGCUACAGCAUCGGCAAGAGAAAUAUAAACGGCAACACUAUCGACGUAACUACUAAAAGAAAAGCAGUAAAAAAGCUGAAGCGCUUGGAUAUCACGCGGACCUGGCAGGCGGCCAGACUUCAUGGCCCAGGAGGUUCAGUGGUUGUCCAGGUAGAAGACGAUACGGAUGACGAUGAACUUAGCAUAUUGCUCUGA
Messenger RNA from Fusarium venenatum, 1800 nucleotides. RefSeq lists its product as uncharacterized. The record is from RefSeq and is a predicted model, not a curated record. Lineage: Eukaryota; Fungi; Ascomycota; Sordariomycetes; Hypocreales; Nectriaceae.